AUGGCACAGAACCUGGCCAACGACGAAAUUUCUGUCAUUCUCGUCCCCGAUAGCCACGUUUUCGGUCUCAUGGCGCGUGUGAACAAAGUUAUCGUUGGUUGUGACACAGUAUACCCAGAUGGAUCGCUGAAAGCCCAAACUGGCACCUACGCCGUGAUGCUGGCAGCGAAACACUUCUCUAUACCAACAUAUGUGUGCCUUCCGUCAUACAAGAUAUCUCCAGUCAACUUUAACUUAGUCUCCAAUUGCUCAUAUGCCUCCGCAAAUACCCACGCAAAAUGCACCCCGGGAUCAAUGACCGGCUCGCUAGCCGCAGUAGAUCUCUCCGUAAAUUCACUGGAUACGCCUUCGAGACUACUACCCGACUCAGAAAAACUAUCUGGCGGACCGAAACCCGUUGUUUGGUUGCCGAAUUGGGACUAUAUACCUCCCGGUCUCACUAGCCUCUUUUUAACAACAGAAGGCGGGCAAGCGCCGUCGUAUCUUUACGCUAUGGUUCGCGAGCUCUUCCACCCAGACGAUGUCGCUGAAUCUGUUCAGUGGAUCCAAGCCUAA
Mesocestoides corti is the source of this 555-nucleotide messenger RNA. The record is from the annotation of a GenBank genome assembly. Lineage: Eukaryota; Metazoa; Platyhelminthes; Cestoda; Cyclophyllidea; Mesocestoididae.